GUAAUCGGUGACGUGCAGCACAAAUAGAAUAUGAGCGCUCCCGCAGCAGGUGCUACCGCCGGAGGCGAUGACGCCGCCGAUAGAAAUGUCGAAAUGUGGAAAAUUAAACGGCUCAUCAAAAGUUUGGAAUUAGCCAGAGGAAAUGGAACUUCUAUGAUUUCGCUGAUCAUUCCACCAAAAGAUCAAGUGGCUAGAAUCCAGAGAAUGUUGGCCGAAGAGUACGGAACGGCAUCUAACAUCAAGUCUCGUGUCAACAGACUUUCCGUUUUGGGAGCUAUCACAUCAGUACAGGGAAGAUUGAAACUCUACAACAAAGUCCCACCAAAUGGAUUGGUCGUUUACUGUGGAACAAUCAUGACCGACGAAGGAAAGGAAAAGAAAGUUAACAUUGAUUUUGAGCCAUUCAAAGCAAUCAAUACUUCAUUGUAUCUCUGCGACAACAAAUUUCACACCGAAGCUCUUCAAGGUCUUCUUGCUGACGAUAACAAGUUCGGAUUUAUCAUUAUGGAUGGAAACGGUUGUCUGUUCGGAACACUCCAAGGAAACACUCGUGAAGUUCUGCACAAGUUCACUGUCGAUCUUCCAAAGAAGCACGGUAGAGGAGGUCAAUCUGCUGUCCGUUUUGCUCGUCUCCGUAAUGAGAAGCGGCACAAUUACGUCCGUAAAGUAGCUGAAAAUUCGGUGGAACAAUUUAUCAAGAACGACAAGGUUACAGUUGCUGGACUUAUUCUUGCUGGUAGUGCAGAUUUCAAGACAGAGUUGGGACAAUCUGAUAUGUUUGAUCAAAGACUUCAAGCCAAGAUGAUCAAGACUGUCGAUAUUGCUUAUGGUGGUGAAAAUGGUUUCAACCAAGCUAUUGAACUUGCUGCCGAUACGCUGGCAAGUGUUAAGUUCAUUCAGGAAAAGAAACUGAUUGGUGGAUAUUUCGAUGAAAUCAGCCAAGACACUGGAAAAUACGUUUUCGGAGUUAAAGACACUCUUGCCGCACUUGAAAUGGGAGCUAUUGAAACUCUCAUCUGCUGGGAGAAUUUGGAUAUUGUUCGGUACAAGAUGAAAAAUUCACUCGGAGAGGACAUUCUUCUGAAUCUGAGACCUGACGAGGAGAAGGACAAAUCUCAUUUCACCGACAGUGAAACUGGACAAGAUAUGGAAAUUAUUGAGACUAUGCCACUUUUGGAAUGGUUUGCUAAUAACUACAAGAACUUCGGAGCAGCUUUGGAAAUCGUCACAGAUAAGUCGCAAGAAGGAGCCCAGUUUGUUCGAGGAUUCGGAGGUAUCGGAGGAUUGCUCCGUUAUCGCGUUGACUUGGCUCAUGUAGACCUUGAAGACGAGCUCGACAACAUUGACCUUGAUGACUAUUCACGGGCGGCAGUAGUGAGCCAUUGGGCGCCAUACUCGUUUCUUUUGUUAUUUAAGCUUGUAUCCUCUUUUUUCUUUAUCAAUCUCUUCAUAAAUUAUCCAGCAUUGUCAAAUUAUAAUAUUUCCCUUUCUCAAUCAUCAUCAUCAUUAAUUGCUAUAUCCCAUACCACACUUUAUUCUAAGUUUCUAUUCCAUUUCAUCGAGUUUGCGCCCCGUGUCCCUCACUACUGUCGUUUCGUUUGGUCUGUUGAUGCUUUUAGCUCAGCUGGCAAGGCAUCUCACGUCUGCCAGCAUACUGAAAAAGAAACGUUCCACGCCCGGAACGAAGAUGCUAUUGGCGGCUUGUUCAACCGGACAAAGGUAGAGGCACGGGCGACACACUCACACUCGAUGACUUCAACCCUUUCGCUUCCUUCGGUGGAUGUUUCUACUCGCAAUUCCAAUGACUUUUAAUUGUCAAAUUUAUGGGUUUUUCUAGGUUUUCUAAAGUUUGUUUUGGAAAUACCUAGAAUUAAACCAUUAUUUUAUUUUUCUUAAUUCAAAUUAGUAUGUGGUUGAAUCAAUUUUGUAUUAUCGGUGACUGUAACUGAUAAAUAUGUUGGUUAAAAAUAAAGCAUUUAUAAAAUAA
This is a messenger RNA of Caenorhabditis elegans, 1987 nucleotides long. RefSeq names its product Eukaryotic peptide chain release factor subunit 1 (gene erfa-1). Gene Ontology annotation, molecular function: translation release factor activity. The record is from RefSeq and is marked reviewed. Gene Ontology annotation, cellular component: cytosol; cytoplasm. The transcript is spliced from 6 exons. Bases 31 to 1812 code for a protein of 593 amino acids. NCBI's taxonomy places the organism in Eukaryota, Metazoa, Nematoda, Chromadorea, Rhabditida, Rhabditidae. Gene Ontology annotation, biological process: translational termination.